Cyanidioschyzon merolae strain 10D is the source of this 1611-nucleotide messenger RNA. RefSeq names its product chaperonin containing TCP1, subunit 5. The transcript has a single exon. The record is from RefSeq and is a predicted model, not a curated record. Gene Ontology annotation, molecular function: ATP binding; ATP-dependent protein folding chaperone; ATP hydrolysis activity. NCBI's taxonomy places the organism in Eukaryota, Rhodophyta, Bangiophyceae, Cyanidiales, Cyanidiaceae. Bases 1 to 1611 code for a protein of 536 amino acids. Gene Ontology annotation, biological process: protein folding. Gene Ontology annotation, cellular component: chaperonin-containing T-complex.
AUGUCGCUCGUUUUUGAUGAGUAUGGUAGACCGUUUAUUAUUUUCAAGGAUCAAGACAGAAAGGUCCGGACGAAGGGCUUAGAGGCGAUUCGGGCGAACGUUGCCGCAGCGACGGCCGUAUCGCGCACCCUGCGAAGCUCGCUGGGUCCGAACGGCAUGGAUAAGCUGCUGGUUUCCGCCGACGGUGACGUUACCGUUACAAACGACGGUGCAACAAUUCUGAAAGAAAUGAACGUGAGCAAUGAAGUUGCGAAACUUAUGGUUGAUCUGGCAAGCGCACAAGACGAUGAGAUCGGUGACGGCACCACUGGCGUCGUCGUGCUAGCAGGGGCCCUGCUCGAGCAAGCGCAACAGCUCCUGGACCGAGGCAUGCACCCGUCAAGAAUAAGUGACGGCUUCGAUCGUGCGUGCGCGAUUGCUGUGGAUCAUCUGGAAAAGAUCGCCCAAGUUAUGGAGCACACCAAGGCGGACACGUCACAACUGGUGCGGGCGGCAGUAACUGCGCUCAACUCCAAGGUCGUCAAGCGUCAUAGUGAGGCACUGGCACACGUGUGUGUGAAAGCGGUGCUUGCAGUUGCGGAUCUCGAGCGACGUGACGUGAACUUGGACUUGAUCAAAAUCGAAGGCAAAGUGGGCGGGCGCCUCGAGGACACGAUUUUUGUCGACGGCAUUGUCAUCGACAAGGACAUGUCGCACCCGCAGAUGCCCAAACAAAUAACCGAUGCCAAAAUCUGCAUCCUGACGACUCCCUUUGAACCUCCCAAGCCGAAGACGAAGCACCGCCUCGAGAUAAGCAGCGUCGAGCAGUAUCGCGAGCUGCAGCAUGCUGAACAAGAAUACUUCACGAACAUGGUUAAACGAGUCAAAGACAGCGGUGCAAACCUGGUUAUAUGUCAGUGGGGUUUCGACGAUGAAGCCAAUUCGCUCUUGUACCAGAAUGGUAUCUGUGCAGUUCGCUGGGUCGGCGGUGUCGAGAUCGAGCUCAUCGCGAUGGCCACAGGCGGCCGCAUCAUUCCGCGCUUCGAGGAGAUCACUCCUGAGAAGCUCGGCCACGCUGCAUCCGUCCGUGAGUUACAUUUCGGGACGACACAUGACAAGGUCAUUGUCAUCGAAGGGUGCCGUAGCACCCGCGCAGUCACCAUUUUGGUGCGCGGUGGCAAUAAAAUGGUGCUCGAGGAGACCAAGCGCAGCCUGCAUGAUGCGCUCUGCGUUGUACGCAACCUCAUUCGGGAUCAGCGGGUUGUGUGCGGCGGUGGUGCGUCUGAGAUUGCUGGCGCUAUCGCCGUAGCCGAGGCGGCGGAUUGUUGCCUCGGACCCGAGCAGUACGCGAUGCGAGCCUUUGCCGAGGCACUGGACUCGAUCCCUAUUGCCCUCGCUGAGAACAGCGGUCUGUCGCCCAUUGAGACUCUGUCGAGUGUUCGCGCCCGUCAAAUCGCUGAGCGCAAACCGUAUUACGGCAUCGAUUGUCUCGGAAUCGGCACGAUGGAUAUGCGUGAGCAGAACGUUUACGAAACACUGGAGAGCAAGAAGCAACAAUUCCAGCUUGCGACGCAGCUAUGUAAGAUGAUUUUGAAAAUUGACGAUAUGCUCCAGCCGAAUUCGUUGAGCUAA